Messenger RNA from Yamadazyma tenuis ATCC 10573, 1013 nucleotides. Lineage: Eukaryota; Fungi; Ascomycota; Pichiomycetes; Serinales; Debaryomycetaceae. The record is from RefSeq and is a predicted model, not a curated record.
AGCUUCACCAAUGUCAUACAAGCAUGGCAAAUGAACUUUCGAGCAAAAAGUCACUUGCGGCUGGAGGCCUAGCAGGCUUGACAUCAUCAGUGAUGCUCCAACCGUUUGAUUUGCUCAAAACUCGCUUGCAGCAACAAAAACAGCACAAUCUUAACUACAACACUACUCUUGUCAAAGAGAUUCGCAAGUUGAAAAACUUCAAGGAACUCUGGCGUGGGGUACUCCCUUCUUGUCUUCGAACAUCGAUGGGCUCGGCCAUCUACUUGACACUUUUGUUGAAGUCCCGGUUCUAUUUGUCAAGUUUUAAGAUCGAUUCCACCGUUCUACCGUCGUCGAGCAUUCUUCCUAAGCUCUCACACCUCCAGAAUCUAAGCGUAGGGUUCGUGGUUCGUGCCAUCGCUGGCUACAUCACCAUGCCCAUCACCAUCAUCAAGACGCGGUACGAGUCCAACAUCUAUAGCUACAACUCGAUGUACGAGAGUGUUGAAGGCAUCUACUUUGACGGCAAAAAUCUGCCAGGAACCAUAAGAAAUUUCUUCAAAGGAAGCUUGGUGACCCUCUCACGAGACUGCCCGUAUGCCGGACUCUACGUGUUGUUCUACGAGUGGUUCAAAACAGAUUUGUACCGCAUAGCAUCGAGGUCGCACCAGGAUCAUCUCAAGGGAGGAGUCACCAACUCGGCAUCCGCCGUAUUGGCAGCCUCCUUGGCCACGACCAUCACCGCCCCAUUCGACGCCAUCAAGACCCGCAUGCAGUUGUCAUCCACCCAUGCCUCCAUUUCCCAAACAAUGAAGAUUCUUGUGUCUGAACCUGGAGGCAUGCGCAAUCUCUUCAAAGGAUUGAGCUUACGGCUCAGCAGAAAGGGAUUGAGUGCUGGAAUCAGCUGGUGCAUUUAUGAGGAGCUUCUCAAGAGGUUGUAGCUGAUUCUGCUCAAAACCACAAAUAUUUCAGUCAUUUCCUAUACUUGUAAAUAGUUGUAAAUAGUCAGAUUAUUCACAUUCACCAUGCCGCGG